Rhinopithecus roxellana (golden snub-nosed monkey) is the source of this 4716-nucleotide messenger RNA. It is a transcript of the gene VWA3A, whose product is annotated as von Willebrand factor A domain containing 3A. The record is from RefSeq and is a predicted model, not a curated record. NCBI's taxonomy places the organism in Eukaryota, Metazoa, Chordata, Mammalia, Primates, Cercopithecidae.
CCCCGGAGUGGGUCACCACACUGUUUUUUAUCAUCAUGGGAAUCAUUUCAUUGACUGUCACAUGUGGUUUGCUGGUGGCUUCCCACUGGCGAAGAGAAGCUACAAAAUAUGCUCGAUGGAUAGCAUUCACUGGAACCACUAUGAGAAGACUAUAGGAAAAACACCAAGACUAGAGGACUCUGGGUUCCUUUUAUGCAAAGUCAACUCUUCUGGGUCACAGUUACCCAGCAACAAAAAUAAAGGGCAAGCUUCACUGCUGAGUUGCUUGGAGGAGCUUGGAGAAACCAGAAGUGAGAUCUAGGAGAAGCAAGGCCCUGGAGUGCCAGGAACCCUUCUCCUAAAGAUGGAGAAAUAAACGAAGAAAUACAGGAAAAUAAGCAUUGGGUGUUUUGCAAUGGCUACACAAACUAGUCAUGUCUUCCAUGGCCAAGAAAAUAUGCUUCUGGAAAACCAUUGCAUUAGGAGAAACACUGGCAGAGAUUCAAAGAAGUCACUAAAGCAGAAGAAUGUGAAUGGACUUGGUCAGAAUUCAGACAAUGGAUUACUGGUUACACACGUUAACCAGACACAGGACUUACUGAGGCUGCAGGCGAGCGAGACCCAGUCUUCAGAUUGGGAGGACUCUGAAGACUGGCUUUCGGCUCACAGUUUAAAGUGUCAGAAGCUCACCUUGGCUGACCUGAUAAGCCAGGGCACAGAAGUGCUGGAGGAGGACACCAAUGUUGUGCAGAAAAUACGUUUCUCCACCCAGAUCAUCCGCCACUUUGAGUCAAAGCUUUCUGACACUAUUGAAGUCUAUCAAGAGAGAAUUCAGUGGCUCACAGAAAACAGCAAGAAGGCAUUUGGCCUCAUCAAAGGGGCCAGAGUCAGCAUCCUCAUAGAUGUGUCAGCCAUCAGCAGUGGCCCUCAGAAAGAAGAGUUCCAAAAGGACCUCAUGAGCCUCAUCGAUGAGCAGCUGAGCCACAAGGAGAAGCUAUUUGUCCUGUCCUUUGGCACCAACGCCAGGUCCCUCUGGCCGGACCCAAUGGAAGUCAGCGCCUCUGUCCUCCAGGAACUUAAGCUCUGGGUAAAGACACUGCAGCCUGAUGGAGGCAGCAACCUGCUACAAGCUCUGAAGAAGAUCUUCACUCUCAAGGGCCUGGAUUCCCUGGUGGUCAUCAUGAGAAGCUGCCCAGAUCAGCCUUCUGAAAUCCUGUCCGACUACAUCCAACAGUCCACCAUGGGAAGAGACCUCAUCAUCCACUUCAUCACCUACAGCUGCGAUGAUCAGCUGCCCCCUGCUAUCCUGAAGAACCUUGCAGAAGCUGUUAGGGGCUACUACCACUGCUACAGCCCAAAGAUGGAGCUCUACACCAGCCGGGAUAUGGAUGAGCUCCUGGCAGAAAUUCAGAAUGCCCAGAGCCUCCUCAGCCACGUGCAAGCCCUGAGGCACAGCAGCCCCUGUGAGGCGCUCACCUGCACCAUGGAGGAGAUUUCCACAGAGAUUACAAAUGGGCUACUCAUAAGCCUCUUGCCUAAACCCCCAAAGCAUGACGCUCCUCUCACCAUUGAGUUUCCAAACUUGGACAAGACUUCUGCAGAGUGGCUUAAGGUCAAUGGUCUGAAAGCCAAGAAAUUAAGUCUGUAUCAGGUCCUGGCACCCAACGCAUUCUCUCCUGUGGAGGAAUUUGUACCUAUUCUCCAGAAAACAGUAUCGUCAACUAUCCAUGAGAAGGCAAUGAUACAAUUUGAAUGGCACGAUGGGACAGUGAAGAACAUUCAUGUGGACCCACCCUUCCUCUAUGAGUACCAGAAACAGCUCAACAGAGCUAUGCGGAUGUACGAGAGGCGGAUCGAGUGGCUCUCCCUGGCCAGCAGAAGAAUUUGGGGCACUGUGUGUGAAAAAAGGGUGGUUGUACUGCUCGAUAUCUCUGCGACCAAUUCCAUGUACAUUAUUCAUAUCCAGCACUCCCUGCGGCUGCUGCUGGAGGAGCAGUUAUCCAACAAGGACUACUUCAACCUCAUCGCGUUUGGAAGCACAAUUGAAAGCUGGAGGCCUGAGAUGGUUCCCAUGAGCCACGACAAUUUACAAAGUGCCUGGCGGUGGGCCCUGAACCUGCGGUGUUGGGGCAGCAGGAACGUUCUCAGCGCCCUGCGGAAGGCUGUGGAAGUGGACUUCAAGGACAAAGACAAACACCAAUCGCAGGGAAUCUACCUCUUCACUGGGGGCAUCCCUGACCAGGACAUGCCUACGCUCAGCGCCUACAUGGCCGAGGCCUGUAGUGGCUGCGACCUCCAGCUGAACGUGUGUCUCUUCUACGUGGGUGAGCCAAAGAUGGACACCACGCCCCCUGCCUGCUAUGCCAGUCGCACUGACACGGCCACCGCCUACAAGGAGGUCACCCGGGCUGCAGGUGGCCGCUUCCACUGGUUUGGAGACACAGGCAUUUAUGAGAGCGAUGACAUCAGUUCCAUCAUGUCUGAGAUGGAAAAGGCUCUCAACUACUCCCAAAAGUGUGCCUUCCUCAUGGCCUCCCUGAAGAACCAUUCAAGAAAAGUACUGGGAAGUGCAGCCCUCCUGAAAGAAAAACCAAAGACACUUCAGCUAAGAAGUCAGCCCAAGAAGCUCUGCCCUCCCAGGCCCACCGCCCCCUUGGGGGCCAGAAUGAGCAUUAAAGAUGACCCUGACAGAGAGAAGAGCCCCCCGCUGAAAUCUCUGAAAUGGCGUCCACUCAGUAGCAGAGAUGGCAUCUCACCAGCUGCGGCCCAGCCGAUGAAAGAAGGGAUGAUGGAACACAGGAGGAAGACCAAGUCAAGGGAAGCAGAGACAUCUCUUUCGCUGUUCUACACAGAGAAAGGGAAUAACGUGGGCUCGGUGUACAAGAAGUACCCUCAAGGAAGGGGCGUGAGAAGGAUUAGCUCUUCUAUUGACUUACCCAGAAAGGAUACAGUUUGCUCAAGCCAAGAGUGGAUGGCAAAAUAUGGGCUCAAAAAAUUGAAGCUGGAGAUUUCCAGAUGCAUGGGUCCCAGCUGCACUCAUCAAAAGUCAGGACAGAGGUCAGCAUCAGCCAAACACUGCAGCAUCUUCCCCAGCGUUGAGAUCCAUGGAGUGGUGAGACACAUUCAGUGGACGCCUGGGGAGAUGGAGGUGUACAUCAGGCACUUGGAGAAGGUGUUAAGGCGCUAUGUCCAGAGGCUGCAGUGGCUGCUGUCCGGGAGCCGCCGACUGUUUGGCACCGUUUUGGAGAGCAAAGUAUGCAUUUUGCUGGACACGUCAGGGUCCAUGGGCCCUUACCUGCAGCAGGUUAAGACAGAGCUGGUUUUGCUGAUUUGGGAACAGCUGAGGAAGCGCUGUGACAGUUUUAACCUGCUCAGCUUUGCAGAGAGCCUUCAGUUGUGGCAGGACACGCUGGUGGAGACCACAGAUGCAGCGUGUCAUGAGGCUAUGCAAUGGGUGACCCACCUGCAAGCUCAGGGCAGCACCUCCAUCUUGCAAGCAUUGCUGAAAGCCUUCAGUUUCCAUGAUCUGGAAGGACUGUACCUCCUGACCGACGGAAAGCCAGACACAAGCUGCAGCCUUGUCCUAAAUGAAGUCCAAAGACUCAGGGAGAAAAGAGAUGUGAAAGUGCACACCAUUUCCUUGAACUGCUCAGACAGAGCGGCGGUUGAGUUCCUGAGAAAGCUGGCUUCCUUCACUGGCGGACGCUAUCACUGCCCUGUGGGUGAGGACACACUCUCCAAAAUGUGCGGCCUGCUGACCAAAGGCUUCAUCAAUGAAAACGAUCCCACGCUGCCACCAUUUGAAGGAGAUGAUUUAAGGAGGCUGGCCCAGGAGAUCACCAAGGCCAGAAGCUUCCUCUGGCAGGCCCAGUCCUUCAGAUCCCAACUCCAGAAGAAAAAUGAUGCAGAAUCAAAGGUCACUCUUUCCUAGAGAAGUGUUCUCAGAAAUGUCAUCCUGCAAAGGACCACUCACUGACCAAAUCUCGGCCCCGGGGGCAGGAUGGGGUGGAAUGCUGUGACCCGCAGGGAACACGAUUCCUGGUACCAGGAUUCCCUGGAAGCUGAGGAAGGAAAGGCUCUGUCUUUUGUGUGAGGGUCCAUUCCUGGGUCUAAUCUAACUCUCAAGCCCUGUCCCGCACCACACCCUACUCUCCAGCCACUAGACUGUCCCUCUCUGGGAAGCCCUAAACCAACCCCCUGCCUGAACGGGGCUUCUUGCCUCCUCUGCCCGGAGACUCCUGCUCACCCAUGAAGGCACAGCUCAAAUGACAUCAGCUCCCUGGGACCCACCUAGAGCCAGGGGCCUCCAGUCUUUCUCUGGCAGCAUCCUGACCACGCAGAACUCUCGCACUCGGCACUCCAUGUCACGCCACCUUGCUCGCUGAUCUAGCUCUUCUCCUUGACUGUGAGCUCCCUUGGGAUGAGACCGCUGUCCCAGGGUCUGCAGGUCCCCAGAAGCUGCCACAUGGGAGACGCAUGGUGAACAGUGAGCAGGUGGCUGAGCUGUGGGAGCCUAGCUCUGGAAAGCAGUAGAUGGGGUGGUCUCCAGCCUGGUCCAUAACAGGCUAAUGCAGAGUCACAGUCAGCCCAUCCUGGAGGAAGAAGAAACAAGUGAGCCUCACCACCACCCUCCAUCCCUGCCCAACCAAACUGAAGUGAAGGCUGCUCAUCCGGGGUCAUUUUCCAAAAUUAAAAACAAUUACUUUUAUUCCACUAAUAGGAUCAACAUGACUUUAA